AACGAACCCGAGCCGGCUGUUCGCAAGAGCUACCAGGCCGUGGAGAGAGAUGGGGAGAUCAUCCGGGUACGAGACACCGUCCUCUUGAAAUCCGGACCCCGGAAGAAAUCCAUGCCGUACGUCGCGAAGAUCUCGGCGCUGUGGGAAGACCCCAAAACAGGGGAGCUGAUGAUGAGCCUCCUGUGGUAUUACCGGCCGGAGCACACUCAGGGAGGACGCAACCCCAGCAUGCACCAGAAUGAGAUCUUUGCAUCCCGGCAUCAGGAUGAAAACAGCGUUGCCUGCAUCGAGGAGAAGUGCUACGUGCUGACCUUUGCAGAGUACUGCAGAUUUUGUGCCUUGGCAAAGCGUCGAGUCGAAGGGAUCCCGGGCAGGAAAACCAUCAUGGUUCCUCCCUCGGAAGAGUACUCCACCCCCCUGCACCGCAAGGU
Messenger RNA from Apaloderma vittatum (bar-tailed trogon), 431 nucleotides. Its product is annotated as bromo adjacent homology domain-containing 1 protein-like. NCBI's taxonomy places the organism in Eukaryota, Metazoa, Chordata, Aves, Trogoniformes, Trogonidae. The record is from RefSeq and is a predicted model, not a curated record. Gene Ontology annotation, molecular function: chromatin binding. The annotation marks the transcript as partial. The transcript is spliced from 4 exons.